Messenger RNA from Fimicolochytrium jonesii, 1292 nucleotides. RefSeq lists its product as uncharacterized. The record is from RefSeq and is a predicted model, not a curated record. Lineage: Eukaryota; Fungi; Chytridiomycota; Chytridiomycetes; Spizellomycetales; Powellomycetaceae. The transcript has 3 exons. Bases 209 to 1132 code for a protein of 307 amino acids.
GGGGUGCUUGAUGUUGUGCUAGUGCCGGUGCUUGUGCUUCACCCGUCUGCAGUUGGGCACUUGGGUGCAGGAUGUUUGACCACGAUGUGUAGUUUCCCCAUCGCCGUUCCGCUCUGCUUGAGGGAAUGCUCCCCCCCUUCUGUCGCAUUCCCUAUAUUCAUCUGACUACAUACAACAUACAAGAAGUGAAGUCGCAUAUCUGCCUGUCAUGGUCGUUCCAACCACAUCCUCUACCCCUAAACUGAUCGGCGUUCUCGGGUCUACCGGAACAACUGGAUCAGCAGUCUUGCGUUCGCUCCUAGCCCCCAACAAGAAACCCAGUACCGGCGAUGCUGCCAUCCGAGUGCGAGCGCUCGUGCGAAACGUGGACAAGGCUCGCAAACUCUUCCCAGUUGAAGAUGUGGAGUUUGUGCAGAUUGCCGAUUUCAAAGAUUUGGAUGCUGUGACGAAGGCGUUGAAAGGUGUUGAGGCGUUGUAUGCCAUGACGCCGCCCAUUUGCGAGGAACAAAUCUUGUUGGAUGCUGUGGCAGCGCAGGCCGCUCACGUCGCCGACGUCAAACAUGUAGUCUAUUUGUCUAGCAUUGACGCCAACCCCACGAGCAAUCUGAAGAUUAUCCGCGCGCACGGCGUGGCGGAAAACAUUUAUCGACAUUACGACUAUGCCCUUAGCAUCCUUCGGGCCUCGUGGUUCAUGGACAACUUCCUCACCCAAACCGGAGGAAUCUACGCAUCCUCCAAAUCCCGUGACAUCCCAUACAUCGCAGCAUCCGACAUUGGACGAGCCGCAGCGGCUCUGCUUCUCGGUCCAAUUCCCAAGACCGGGAAGACCGCGACGUUCAACCUCUACCAUCCUCAGGUUCUGUCAAAUGAGAAUAUUGCCGAGGUCAUGACAACAAGUUUGGGAAAGGAUGUGGCUGUUGUUACGCUCCCUGGCUCGACCAUUGCCGAAGCGGCCGUGCAGACCAUGGGAAUGAGCAAAUUUACCGCGGAUGCCAUGGUGGAACUUAUGGAAGCGGGCUUCGACGAGAGUUACGAGACAGCCAACACUUUGCCGGGUUACAAACAGAUCGUUGGAACAGAUCCAAUCUCCUUUGAGGAGUUUGUCAAGGUCAACAAGGCGCAGUUCAAGUGAAAAGAUGGAAAGCUCGUUCGUUCUCUUCCGUUUCCAUAUCUGUCGUCCCGCUAGCUAGUUGCGGUAUGAUUAGUUUUCUUUCCCUUAAAGGAUUUGGGUCGUGCGGGAUUUCUGAAAUGAAUAAUGCAAAGCAUAUACAAUAACAUUUCUUACUCUGUUA